Messenger RNA from Vigna umbellata (rice bean), 672 nucleotides. The record is from RefSeq and is a predicted model, not a curated record. NCBI's taxonomy places the organism in Eukaryota, Viridiplantae, Streptophyta, Magnoliopsida, Fabales, Fabaceae.
UGCUAUUAUGAUUACACUGAGGAUGUAGAAAAUGUUGGAUUUCCAUGUGAUUGAUUUUGUUUUUGGACAUGUGCAGUUGUACACUGGAGAUUUCCAAAAGCGCAUUGGCAUAACAUCUGGUAUUUGCAUUUUGAUCCAAAACAAAGCUGAAAAGAAAGGGGACAAAUACGAAGCAAUCUUUAGCUUCUACUUUGGAGACUAUGGUCACAUAGCAGUGCAAGGACCAUACCUUACUUGUGAGGACUCAUAUUUGGCUGUGACUGGUGGAUCUGGAAUUUUUGAGGGAGUUAAGGGUCAAGUGAAGCUGCAUCAAAUUGUGUCUUUCAAGAUUUUAUACACAUUUUACCUAAAGGGUAUUAAGGAUUUGUCUCAAGAGCUUCUCAUGAAGACGGUUGAACCCAUUCCAUCUGUUGACGCUUCUCCUGCUACUAAAGCCCUUGAACCCAAUGCCACCAUUUCUGGUUUCACAGAUUAAAGUUCAUCUUUUUAUUACUUUUUUUAUUUUUAUUUUUUGGCUUUUUGUAGUUUAAUAUAAGUUUCUGAAUAACAAGUGUGGUGUUUGAUGCUUUUCUUUAUGUAGUAGUGGAGUUUCUAUAUGAUGAAAAACUUGACAUUGUUCCAUGGUGUUGUUUAAACAAAUAUCAUGUGUAACAAAAACAAGUGUGUUUCCCA